AUGCUGAAAAUUAAGUCCAAUCAUUCUGUGUUUUAUAAACGAUCAACUGCAGGUAUCAUUUUAUUGGUUGUGUAUGUGGAUGAUAUUGUUAUUACUGGAAAUGAUACUAGAGGAAUCUCAUCUCUUAAGUCCUUCAUUCAUACUCAGUUUCACACGAAGGAUUUGGGGGUGCUCAAGUAUUUCAUGGGAGUUGAGGUAACUCAGAGUAAACAAGGUAUUUUUCUAUCUCAAAGAAAGUAUGUCAUUGAUAUGUUAACUGAGACAGGAAAAUUGGGAGAAAAGCCUUGUAGUACUCCAAUGAGUCCUAAUGUGCACCUUACAAAAGAUGGGGAACCAUUUGAAGAUCCUGAGAGAUAUUGCAGGUUGGUUGGAAAGUUGAAUUAUCUUACCGUGACUCGUCCAGACAUUGCAUUCUCAGUUAGUGUUGUCAGUCAGUUCAUGUCAUCUCCAACAAUUCAUCAUUGGGCAGCAUUAGAGAAAAUUUUGUGUUACUUGAAAGGAGCAACAGGACGAUGUAUCGUGUAUGCAGAUCAUGGGCACACUCAUAUUGAGUGUUUCUCAGAUGCAGAUUGGGCAGGUUCUAAAGUGGAUAGAAGAUCCACUUUAGGUUAUUGUAUUUUUGUUGGAGGGAAUUUAGUCUCUUGGAAGAGUAAGAAGCAAAAUGUUGUGUCAUGA
Humulus lupulus (European hop) is the source of this 675-nucleotide messenger RNA. RefSeq lists its product as uncharacterized. The record is from RefSeq and is a predicted model, not a curated record. Lineage: Eukaryota; Viridiplantae; Streptophyta; Magnoliopsida; Rosales; Cannabaceae. The transcript has a single exon. The coding region runs from base 1 to 675 and encodes 224 amino acids.